AUGCUGUCAGUGGACCUCAGUCUUGCAUUUGAUCGAGUUGGUCAUCAGUACCUGAACGAUGCGUUACGCUUUCUUGGCGUUGAGCCAGAUACCAUUGCACUCAUCAUCCUUUCCAUACACCGUGCCAAGUAUCAUGUGCAACAUGGGCAACAGGCCUCCAACUUUAACAUAUGUAAUGGUAUCCGACAAGGAUGUACUUUGUCCCCAUUGCUAUGGGUUUGCCUUACGCACUACAUGAUGCACAGAUUCGAAUUAAAGGCCGGCCGCGAAGCCAGAGAAAGCUUGAUUCUUUUCGCAGACGAUUUUCUUGCCAAGUUCAUUUUGCAUGACAUGCAGGAUGUGCACGCCUUGACCAUGCAUGUACGUGCGCUUUUUGAAACUCUUGAGGAGGCUAAUAUGACUGCAAAUCCGGAGAAAUCUAAGCUGCACAUCAAAGCUGUUGGCGUACCAAUGAAGAAGUGGCUGCGUGCUAGGACUGUCACGCACAAAGGCGCGAAAUGCUUGAUCAUCCGAACGCCCUUCACUGCAUUGUUCUUGCCGCUGUGCGACAGUCUCACAUACCUCGGAGCCGUUGUCUCCUAUGGUGCGUAUGAGGACCAGACUGCUGAGCAUCGUGUUCGCUCUGCUCAGGCCAACGUUGCUAGAUUAGCUAAACAUCUCUUCACACAGCACGGUAUCAGUCUGCGAGUGCGCUUGAGACUCUUUUUGACGUGUGUGCGCUCCUCGCUCCUGUAUGGUAUCACUUCUGUAGGCACCACCUCGAAAAGCCUCAGCGUUUUGCAGCGAUUUGAAGCCAAGCACGUCCGCAGGCUUGCCAGGUCACCGGUGCACAUGACUUUGGAGCUUACGCAGGACUUGUAUCAGCGUCUCCAGAUCCCCACCCUGCAUGAGGCUUUGAAGUCUAGGGCCACCAACAGCCUGGAGUCCUGUGAGAAGCCCUUUCUCUACCCCGGCAGGCACACUGUCACAGCUUGGUUGCAUCAAAAACUACACGAUCUUACAGAGUGCAUUCAGCUUACUCAGACUUCGCUGGCGAAGGUAACGCCAGACGGUACCAGGACCGAUGGUGUCCCCUGUCCGGUAUGUGGGAUUUACUUUAACGAUCAGCAUGCAAUGCGUGCGCACGCCACACAGAGGCAUGCCAUGAUCUUUACUACCCAGCUCACCACGGACGCUGGACGCAACAUAGACCCUAGGUCUCGGAUGACGGAGCCCACCCAGGCGGAGCUGGAGAUCGCAGCUCAGUUCGCGAGCGCCAUGCCGGCACUAGCGGCAGCCAAGUCAGCUCGCAGGGCGGAUUCGGAUGCACCAGCGGAACGCUCGAAGCUCAUGCUGAAGCACGAGGACAUCCUAGCAGCUUAUCAAGCCGUCACUCAGACAUGGCAGACGAAGAAGCGCGACAGCCCGGAGUCCUUGACACAGAGCCUUCGAGUCACGCUGCUGACGGCGCUCUUCAUGGAGCUGCGCGAGCGCAUGAACAUGGCUCUCAAGGAGGACAAGCGCGCGACCCUCUCCAAGCACUCAUGGCUCAGCGAGUCCGAUCCGGCAACCUGGAGCUAUCAGAAAUGGGACCCGGCCACAGAAACCGUGGUCGUGGACGCGGGAAAGGUCGGCCUCCAGCACAAGGACGCGCUGCACAUCAUUCAGCGAGUGCUGCAGUUGAUUCCCGAGACAAUCCUCAUUCAGAAGUUCCACUCUACAAGGCCUCAGGCAGCGGAAUACAAGAGCAACGUGUUGCCCUUCAUGUUGAUGGUCAGCAAUCGAGGACCUCUGGCACAGGAGCUGUACGAACUCUUUCAGAAGCUCUCAGACCUCAGCGCGAUGAGGCUGAUCGGAUCGCGCAUUCGCCCGCAUCGUCAGCGCCGCCAACCUCUGGCGGUGACCUUGGAACAGCUGACAUCAGGACUGUUGCAGGCAGCCAGUCAGAGCAACAGGAAGGACGAGGACCUUUGA
Messenger RNA from Symbiodinium sp. CCMP2456, 1953 nucleotides. NCBI's taxonomy places the organism in Eukaryota, Dinophyceae, Suessiales, Symbiodiniaceae. The record is from the annotation of a GenBank genome assembly.